Molecule: messenger RNA, 1016 nt
Organism: Adelges cooleyi (spruce gall adelgid)
Lineage: Eukaryota; Metazoa; Arthropoda; Insecta; Hemiptera; Adelgidae
Exons: 11
Coding region: 162-872 (236 amino acids)
Source: RefSeq, a predicted model, not a curated record
UAAACUGUAAGAUUAUUUGGUUUCACUGUUUAUAAAAGUCUAUCCACACGUCUCAAGAAAAUCACUUUAAAACAAAUUGUUCAGGUUAAUAUUUUACAUAUUGAUCCCAUCGUUACAUUAACUUACUAAAGUAAUACCGACCAGUUUCCAAGAUUAUCAAAAUGAAACUUAUAUAUGUUAUAACAUCAUUUGCCCUGGUAAACUUUUGUGUUGCUGAAUUAGAUAAUUUGACUAAAGAGGCUAUCAUAACAAACCUACAUAUGGAUCUGACAAAAGCUCAAUUGCCUGAAGUGAUGAGAAAUGUUUCUCUUAAAAAUAUUCCACUGACGAUUUUGUCAUUGAUGUGUUCAACACCGGAAAACUCAAUCAAAAGCCUAGUAGGGAGUCUUGCCUCUUCUUCCACUGGACAUAACUUGAUGGCAAUUAUACAGUAUGACAUGCAAAAAGCAAUAAAGGAAGUAACAAAUAUCGAUCCACCUACGAUAGAAAACGAAGCGGCUUAUGAAAACGUCACUCUGGAAAAAUUGGGAGAAGAUAGAAGAAAAUUAACUCUAGAAGCUGUAAAAAAUUUAAUCAAUUCUACGUUAGAUGGUAAAGACCCCGACUUUAAUAAGAGUUUCCCAGGUUUUCGCAAUUUGUGCUCCUUAUUAGCAAUGUUCAAGAUGAUUGAAAACCCAGAUUCAUGUGUAUUUUCUGCUAAAGUCGAAGAAACGAGAUAUCCAUUAUCUGGCGAAGUCGAAAAAAAAACUUGUAUCAUAAGAUCUGAUAAAGCCCCUGUUAUCAGAUAUGAAUACGUGAAUGGGAUUCUUUGGCAACUUAACUUCGAAGGUGUUGGUUCUCCAUUUUAUUCACUUUCUUCUCAAGUACAAUAGUGUUGAUCAGAAAUUAUAAUAACACCUUGUUUUGUAGUAAUAUUAAUAUCAUAGGAAAAUCAUUUUUCCAUAACUUCUAAAAUCAAAGUUGUCAAUACAUUUAUUAAAUUAAAAAAUACACAGUUUUAAUCAUGAUAUGAAAAA